AUCAGGGGCGGACUAACCAUUUGGAAACUCGGGCACUGCCCGAGGGCCCGGGGUCAGUAGGGGGCCCCAUGAGAUGCCCCUGGUACCUUUUUCAUAGGCUUUUUUGAGUUUGGGCAAGGACACAGGGGCCCCAUGAUCCCCUAUUGCCCGGGGGCCCCAUGAGUUGUCAGUCCGCCCCUGCAUCUCAUCAUAAGGUACAAAUAAAAGUCCAAUGGGAUGUCACUCAAAUCAGAAAUUACUGUGUUUUUCUGCUUCCUUGUAACAUCCUCCAUGAACUCCCAAACCUCUCCUUUUCCCUCUCACUUCCUUUUGUU
Messenger RNA from Staurois parvus, 314 nucleotides. NCBI's taxonomy places the organism in Eukaryota, Metazoa, Chordata, Amphibia, Anura, Ranidae. The record is from the annotation of a GenBank genome assembly.